AUGGCGACCGUGAAUCGCCUCCUGCACCCCAUCGAACACCACCGCGAAAAAAAGAGCGGCGCGCGCCAGCCCUCGAUCCCGCUGCACGACCGCAACGACUCGGCCAUGGACAAGCCGCGCGAGGCCGAGAAGCACACGCUCGCCCAGUGGGAGGCCCAGCGCUCUGCCCUCACUCCCGACGAGAUCGACAAGGAUCCGGAGCACAAGCCCGUCGGCCACUCCAGCAAGGUCCUGCGCCAGGAGGACUUUGAGCUCAUCAAGACGCUCGGCACCGGCACCUUUGCCCGCGUGUGGCUGGUGCGCCUGAAAGACGCUCAGCAGGGCGACCAGGACAAGGUCUUUGCCCUGAAGAUCCUACGCAAGACGGACGUCAUCCGGCUCAAGCAGGUCGAGCACGUGCGGAACGAGCGCAAUGUCCUCGCCAAGGUCGCAGGGCAUCCCUUCAUAACCACAAUGGUAGCCAGCUUCCAGUCCAUGGACGCGCUCUACAUGGUCCUCGACUACUGCCCCGGCGGCGAGGUCUUCAGCUACCUGCGCCGGGCACGACGCUUCAACGAGCCCACCUCGCAGUUCUACGCCGCCGAGAUUGUGCUGAUACUCGAGUUUCUGCACGAGAGAGAAGGCGUCGCCUACCGCGACCUCAAGCCCGAGAACAUACUCAUCGACGCCGAGGGGCACCUUAAGCUGGUCGACUUUGGGUUCGCAAAGAAAGUAGAGAACCGGGAGACAUACACAUUGUGCGGCACGCCCGAGUACCUGGCGCCCGAAGUCAUUAGGAACACCGGCCACGGCACCGCAGUCGACUGGUGGGCUUUUGGCAUCCUCGUGUAUGAGUUCCUCGUUGGCCAGCCCCCUUUCUGGGACCAGAACCCGAUGAAGAUCUACGAACAGUACGCCUCGCCCGCUCGGCCUCGCCACGUUGCUGACCCCACGCAGAAUCGUCGAAGGCAAAGUGCGCUUCCCCAGCGCCAUGUCGGCGCCGGCGCGCGACCUCAUCUCCGGGCUCUGCACCGUGGACGUGUCGAAGCGGCUGGGCAACAUCGCCGGCGGCGCGUCGCGGGUGCGGCAGCACGAGUGGUUCCAAGACAUUGACUGGGACAAGAUGUACAGGCGCGAAGUGCAGGGCCCGAUUGUGCCGCACCUGCGCGGGCCCGCCGACACGCGCAAUUUCGACGACUACGAGGACGAGAGCGGGAACCGCGAUCCGUACACCAAGGAGCUGAGCGAUCGGUGGGACGAGUAUUUCAAGGAUUUUUAG
Messenger RNA from Ascochyta rabiei, 1258 nucleotides. Its product is annotated as Non-specific serine/threonine protein kinase. The transcript is spliced from 6 exons. Gene Ontology annotation, molecular function: ATP binding; cAMP-dependent protein kinase activity. Gene Ontology annotation, biological process: peptidyl-serine phosphorylation. The coding region runs from base 1 to 1092 and encodes 363 amino acids. The record is from RefSeq and is a predicted model, not a curated record. Lineage: Eukaryota; Fungi; Ascomycota; Dothideomycetes; Pleosporales; Didymellaceae. Gene Ontology annotation, cellular component: nucleus; cAMP-dependent protein kinase complex.